AUGCUCUGUGUCCUGACCUCCCUACUCUGCCUUGCCUGGGAUUAUGAAGGAGGCGUUUGCCACCUGGGUUCCUGUCUCUCUUUUUCAGGAUUGUUUUUGGGUCACAGGAGCUGGGCACAAACUGGAACACACCACAAGCCCUCCAUCCAGGCACUGCCGGGUCCUGUGAUUCCCCAGGGGACUUCUGUGACCAUCAUCUGCAGGGGCCCUCCCAGGGUGGCUCGGUACCGUUUGGGACAAGCAGGAAGCUCUCAGGUGUGGUAUGAGGAGAACCCGCAAAGGCCCUGGGAAGAGGCCCGUUUCCUUUUCCUAUCAGUCACGAGCAGCUAUGCAGGGUCUUAUACCUGUCAAUACGAGAAGAAGUCGAGCUGGUCGGAGUUUAGCGAUCCCUUGGAGCUGGUGGUCACAGGUGUCCUCAAUGAUAAACCUUCGCUCUCUGUCCAUCCUCACUCCAUAGUGCCUUUAAAAGGAAAUGUGACCCUCCUCUGUGACUCAUGGGUCACUUACGACAAAUUUGUUCUGUCCAGAGAUGUAGGAACAGCUUCCAUAGAAUAUGUUAAACAGAGCCUGGGAAAAUUCCUUUUCUCUCCUGUGAGCCGAGCUCACGCAGGCAUCUACCACUGCUAUGGUUCUUUCAGGAGCUCCCCGUAUGAGUGGUCAGCCCCCAGCAACUACCUGGAGCUCAUUGUCACAGGAGUGUAUCAGAGACCCCAAAUCUUGCUCCAGCCAGAUGCUGUGCUGAAGUACCCUAAGAACAAGACCCUGUCGUGCAUCUCAAAGACCUGGUUUGACUCAUUCCAUCUGUCCAAGGAGGGUGAUGCUGGUCCACCGCAGCACCUGAGAUCAGAGUACAAGGCUGGGCUGUUCCAGGCCACCUUCCCACUGAGCCCUGUGACCCUGGCCCUCGGAGGCACCUUUCGAUGCUACGGCUCUCUAAGCACAGUCUCCUCUCUGUGGUCCAGUCCCAGUGACCCUCUGGUACUGGAGAGCAGAGGGCCUGUCCCUUCACAUCACACUGCAGAGAACACCCUCCGGCUGGGCCUGGGUGGUGUGUUUCUGUCGCUCCUGCUGGGGCUGCUGGUGGAAGCCCGGCUGAGCAGGAAGGACAUGCAGCAGUCUGCCCGGAGACUACCCUUCUGAUUCAGCCACCCUGAACUCUGGAAAUCUGGAUGGCUACCCCCAAGACCCCAGUAACUGGCUCUGAGAGCAUAUCUAGGCCAUGGGCUGUCCAAACUCUGUUUGGGGGUCCCUGGUGGGAGCAGAGAUGGAGGAACAUUGCCCAGAGUUUGUAGAAGCUCCUGAAGAGGUUGGGUCAUUCCUGUGACAAAUUUCUCAGCCUUUUUCUCACUCACUAGGUCUUUUGCAGGGGAUGACCCCAAAGCUGAGACUAAUAGAAAUUUCCAAAGGUAGGGCUAGAUGCUCUGCCAGACAUUCAUGAGUAGGACUCACUUCACCAGGCAGAAGGGGACCAUUCAUUGCUCAAUUUCCAGACCAGCAACCUUCUUCCUUGAGUGUAAUGUGCUGUGUUCCAGCUUCCUUCUCUCAGCAACUGCCCUGGUUGCUGAGAUAAGCCCAAGAGAAGUCUAAUGGUGGCCUGACAUUUCUGCAUAUCUUGAUAACUGAAGUCAUGCACCAAGAGUGGCCAAUUUUAUCUUCCAGAUCACUGUAAUGGCCUCUCCAUGCUCUGCUCCUGCUCUCCCGACUUAACACAGGUAAAGGCAUAAAAAAGGACAAGGGAAUGUUUUACAAGUGUUCUCUUUAACACCCCCGUCCUCUUCAGGAAUUAAAACCUGCAUACCUUCCUGCAGCCGGUAAGCAACAGGGCAGACUUUGCUGUUUAUUUUCUAGUAUCUUAAACCACAAGAAAUCGCUGAACAGAAUUGUCCCAACAAACGUCAGGAGAUUGCCAUCCCUGGAGAUAAAGGUUGACCAAAACUAACAAUUAUUGUUAAAACAACAGCCUGAAGCUACAACCUGUGACACUGGUCACUUAUACCCAAGUUCAACCACCGAAAGCUGCCCCCCUUUAAAAACUCUGUAUUUCUGCUUAAAAACAGGGAUAGGAGCCUUUGAGAUGAGACUCUAGUCUCUCCGCCUUCCUCAUUUGCUGGCAAAUUAAUAAACUUCUCUUUCUUUUUCCUCCAACCACUUGUCUUCAUUCUUCUUUCUCACUGACUUUGCCUUUGGACAAGUACUAAACUUUCAGUAACAAGGAUGCUUGAAUUUUGAAGACUUGGGUCUUAGCAGGGCCACCAUGGCAUGGCCCUGGGGGGACACAUGGGCCCACCUUCAUCAUGACCUGAGACAAGAUCCCCUACAAUAUGGUCAUGAGAAUAACAGCAAAAGCAAAAGGGAAUGUUGUACAUACAAUAUGCCAAGGAAGAAAACUUGAAAUAAUGUGAUGACAUCUGUUUACCUCUCAGAUAAAUUUAACAGCUAUUAACAUUGUAUCCAUUUCUUCCUCCAAUAUUUUUCUGAAGCAUUUUGGCAAUACCUGCAGAUAUCUUGACAUUUGUCCUCUAAAUUCUUAAUUUUUUAAUUUUUUAAUUUUUUGCAGUUUUUGGCUGGGGCCUGGUUUGAACCUACCACGUUGGGUACAUGGAGCCGGCACCCUACUCCUUUGAGCCACAGGGGCCACCCUAAAUACUUAAUUUUUUUAGUAGGUACCUUUUAAACACAGUAAGUUUUUCUCCCAUAAUCAUGAGACAUAGCAAAAUUAAUAAUUCCUUAAUAUCAAAUUCUGCCCAAUCUAUUCAAAUUUCCCUGGUAAUUCCCCCACACAUCUUUUGCACAUGGAUUGUUCAAGCCGGGGUACAGGAAAGAACUACAAGUUACCUUUGCUUGUUACAUCUCUUUUUCCUCUAGAUCCGCUUCCUUCACAACUGACACUUCCCCCCAAAUUACUUGGGGGAAGUUAAUCAAAAGGGACAUUAAGAAAAGGGCUUCCAGGGGGACGGGAGGAAAACCUGGCCUGCUAAACAAGGAAGUUUGGAGGGCC
Messenger RNA from Nycticebus coucang (slow loris), 2998 nucleotides. RefSeq names its product leukocyte immunoglobulin-like receptor subfamily A member 6. NCBI's taxonomy places the organism in Eukaryota, Metazoa, Chordata, Mammalia, Primates, Lorisidae. The record is from RefSeq and is a predicted model, not a curated record. The transcript has 6 exons. The coding region runs from base 1 to 1140 and encodes 379 amino acids.